Colletotrichum fioriniae is the source of this 369-nucleotide messenger RNA. Lineage: Eukaryota; Fungi; Ascomycota; Sordariomycetes; Glomerellales; Glomerellaceae. The record is from RefSeq and is a predicted model, not a curated record.
AUGCUCUCGUCCCGCGGAAUCAUCCUUCCCCCCCUCGACGUCGUCCACGUCCUCGCCUCAUACGACAGCUGGAACUCCAUCGUCUUCAUGAUCCCUGAGGACGGCGGCUCGGUUGCUGCCCCUUCUGAUGAUAUCGUCGAUGUCGUAAGCGUGGUAUCAGCGGUGUUACAAUCAAAGCCGCCGCCGCUGGCUGCUGACCCGCGCCGUAAUGGAAAGGCCCAUGACGCCCGAUUCCUCGGCGGCGGCACCGGCCGCAUCUGGUGUGCCUGUGGGCCGGAGGAGAUCCGGGACUCGUAUGAAAAGUCGUCAAAUCGCAGGCGUAGCUGCCGCUAUGCCAAUACCGGGCUCGAUGUUGCUCCAGAUGGCUAG